AUGACUUUAUCGACUAGUUUAAAAUAUCUCGCCAUCAAACUCGCUACACACAGAAUUACGGUCGAAGACAUUCGAGCUGCGCUACAGAAGUAUGCGUCACUUUGGUAUCGAGCCGUUUUAUACGCGCCUUUUGUGAAGGAUAUCCGGGUCGAAUCUCAAAAUCAUGUGCUCACGGAACGGUUCACCCUGAUGCACGAACAAAUCUAG
Penicillium lagena is the source of this 207-nucleotide messenger RNA. RefSeq lists its product as uncharacterized. The record is from RefSeq and is a predicted model, not a curated record. The transcript has a single exon. Bases 1 to 207 code for a protein of 68 amino acids. Lineage: Eukaryota; Fungi; Ascomycota; Eurotiomycetes; Eurotiales; Aspergillaceae.